AUGCCUGGAUGGUUCAAAAAGGCGUGGUACGGGCUGGCCUCUCUACUCAGUUUCUCUUCCUUCCUACUGAUCAUCGUCGCCUUGGCUGUGCCCCAUUGGUUAAGCGGGAAGAUCCUGUGUCAAACUGGAGUGGAUUUGGUCAAUGCCACAGACCCAGAACUGGUCAAAUUCAUCGGGGACAUUUACUAUGGGCUCUUCCGAGGUUGUAAAGUACGGCAGUGUGGGCUCGGAGGCCGCCAGUCACAGUUUACAAUCUUCCCGCAUCUGGUAAAGGAGCUCAAUGCAAGCCUCCACGUCACAAUUCUGCUGCUCCUCUUCCUGGCCUUGGCCCUUGCUCUGGUCAGCAUGGGCUUUGCUAUUCUCAACAUCAUUCAGGUCCCCUACAGGGCAGUCAAUGGCCCUGGUGGCAUCUGCCUUUGGAAUGUCCUGGCAGGUGGAGUCGUGGCUCUGGCCAUCGGCAGUUUCAUGGCUGCAGUGAAAUUCCACGACCUGACAGAAAGAAUUGCCAACUUCCAGGAGAGGCUCUUCCAGUUUGUCGUGGUAGAAGAACACUACGAAGAGUCGUUUUGGAUAUGCGUGGCAAGCGCCUCGGCCCACGCCGCAAACUUGGUUGUGGUGGCAAUCAGUCAAAUUCCCCUCCCAGAAAUCAAGACUAAAAUGGAAGAGGCCACAGUUACCCCCGAGGACAUCUUAUAUUGA
Molecule: messenger RNA, 699 nt
Organism: Alexandromys fortis (reed vole)
Lineage: Eukaryota; Metazoa; Chordata; Mammalia; Rodentia; Cricetidae
Gene: Clrn2
Product: clarin 2
Exons: 3
Coding region: 1-699 (232 amino acids)
Source: RefSeq, a predicted model, not a curated record